Messenger RNA from Xiphophorus hellerii (green swordtail), 1637 nucleotides. Its product is annotated as tetraspanin-33. Bases 237 to 1178 code for a protein of 313 amino acids. Lineage: Eukaryota; Metazoa; Chordata; Actinopteri; Cyprinodontiformes; Poeciliidae. The record is from RefSeq and is a predicted model, not a curated record. The transcript has 8 exons. Gene Ontology annotation, cellular component: plasma membrane.
GAUGGAAUUACAAAUGUACUGAAUUACAUUUAGUUUAGUAACUUUUUGAAAAAUAUAAAUGUUGCUACACUUUUUUACGUUAGUUUCAUUUUUGGGUUCUCUGCCCACCUAAGGUUCUAAAAAACGGAACGUUUUAAAAACACACUAAGGUGCUGCUCCACAUGCAGCCUGCCGGGGGCGCUGUGCUGGCCGGCUGAGCAGGUGUGAGGUGUGAAGGAGGAGGAGGAGCAGCUGGAAUGCUGCAGCUGGAAUGCUGCAGCUGGAAUGCCGCAGCAGGUCGACACAAGCCUCGCUGCCGAUCAGGAACCAGCAGGAUGUUCCUGACAGAAACCAUGAGAGGAUACCGCGGCGUCAAGUACACCUUGUUCUUCUUCUGCUACUGUUUCUGGGUCGUCAGUGCCGUCCUAAUCGCCGUCGGGAUCUAUGCCAAGGUCGCCAAGGAGAAAGAUGUAGUCGACACUCUGACCGUGGAUCCAGCGCUGCUGCUGAUUGUCGUCGGAUUGUUGAUGUUCCUCAUCACCUUCCUGGGAUGUUUCGGAGCGCUGCGGAACGCCACCUGCCUGCUGAAGACGUUCCUGUCCAUCCUGGCUGUGGUUCUGGUCCUGCAGGUCGCUGCUGGAGCUGUGACUUACGUUUUUACCGACUUGGUGAUGGAGAGGACGGAGACGCUGAUGAUGAAGGGCGUCGUCCGCUACAGGGAGGAUCAGGACCUGGAGAACGCCAUCGACUUUGUGCAGAAGAAGUUCCAGUGCUGCGGCGUGGAAAACUACAAGGACUGGUCCCGGAACGUCUACUUCGAGUGUUCUGAGAGCAACCCCAGCCUGGAAGUCUGCGGCGUUCCCUUCUCCUGCUGCAUCCACCUGCAGAACCAGACGGUGCUGAACACCAUGUGUGGUUACGGCAUGCAGCAGCAGCAGGAAGCGGCGGCCCGGCAGCACAUCUUCACGGCCGGCUGCCUGCAGCGGAUCGUCCUGUGGGCCCAGAAGAACCUGCUGCUGGUGGCCGGGCUGACGGCCGGUCUGCUGCUGCUGGAGGUGUGCAUGAUGGGUCUGGCCGCAGCGCAGGCGGCCUGGAUCCACCGGGUCCGACGGAGGCAGAAGGUCAGUGAAGGUCGCCGGGCAGAGGAGAGGAAGGAGAGGCUCUGGUUUCCCGCCUUCGCUGACUUCACUGAGGAAUGAUGAUGAUGAUGAUGAUCAGCUUCGUCUCUGCAGGCUGGACUCAGCAGAACCAAACAGAACCAGGUUCUGAGGUUCCUUCUCAUCUCAGAGCUUCAGGACUUUAAAGUGUGACCUUUGACCUGUCGGGGUUCCGGUCUUCUUCAGGCCGCUUCCUCUCUAAUCCCACCUGUUCUGCUAUAAUCUGAGGCGGAUUAGCAGCAGGAUCACCUGCGGCGGCAGCAUGUUGCUGCGGGAGGCGGCCGUCACACGCCUUAUUGGAUUCAUGACCUCAGGGUCGACCAGCGCGCGCGUGUGUGUGUGUAGUCAGGAUGCAUGAUGGGAAACCUCGUGUCUCAUUGAUCCUGUAUUUUAUACGAGCCCAUCGCCAUGGAAACGGUUUAUGUAUGAAUACUUGUGGCCUUCUGCUGGAGUUUAUCAGAGAAACCAACCAAAAAAUAAUACAUGGUUCAAAUCUGAAAA